AUGUCCAUGGCCGACCACGUCAUCCGUGUCCAAGCCGAUCUUGGCGAGCUGGGAGAAUUCUACAAUAUUGAUAUUGCCCCUCGACGAUACGAAGCUUUAGAAAACUAUCACGAAAAUGAGCUAGAGCUUCUCACCGAGAUCGACUUUGAUGGGCUUGACCAGGAGGGCAAGGUGGACUACAUCAUGCUCCAGACCUUUCACACAAGGCAACUCAACAACUUGGAUCUUGAAAAGGCUUCGCAAGAAAAGUUUUAUCCUCUUUUGCCUUUUGCAGAUGAUCUUAUCGGACUUCUCGAGGCCCGUCAAGAUGUUGAGCCGAUGAAAGCGAAGGAAACUGCAAAGACCAUCAACGACAUUACAAAGUCCAUCUCAGAGGUCCAGACAAAGGUUGAGGGUGGCAAAUUCAAUGUUACAGAGACUACUGGUUAUCUUGCUUCAAAGGCCAUCCAAGGCCUUCUUGAGCAUUUUGCAGAAUGGUUUACCUUUUACUCGACUUAUGAUCCCCUGUUCGACUUUUGGGUCACGACGCCAUGGCAAACUGCAAACUCCACGCUGGGUGCAUACCUAACCGUUGUGGAGACAAAGUUGGCCGGAAUGAAUAAAGAAGAUGGAAAAGAUGCCAUCAUCGGAGAACCCAUCGGUCGCAAGGGCUUGGAAGUCGAGCUCGAAGCUGAAAUGAUUCCAUACACUCCCGAGCAGCUCAUCGAGAUUGGCAACCAGGAGUUUGAGUGGUGUGAGAAGGAGAUGAUCAAGCAGUCCGAGGCAAUGGGAUACGGAAAGGACUGGAAGAAAGCUCUCGACCAUGUCAAGAACGACUACAUGGACCCUGGCAAGCAGACCGAGCUGGUGGGCGAGCUGGUUGUUGAGGGAAGCCUCUUUGUCACUGAGCGCGACCUUGUCACUGUUCCUCCGCUGGCCAACUCAACCUGGCGCAUGUCCAUGAUCGAAGCUGAACGUCAGAAGGUGUCUCCCUUCUUCUUGGGCGGACCAACCAUCCAAGUGUCGUACCCGGUCGUGUCGAUGGAACACGACCUGAAGCUCAUGGUGAUGAGGGGCAACAACAAGCACUUUGCCCGUGCCACGGCGUUUCACGAGAUGUUCCCAGGGCAUCGUUUACAGCUGUACAUGGCGGAUAGAUACAACUCUCACAGGCGAUACAUUUUUGACACGCCCUUCUUUGUUGAGGGCUGGGCUCUGUACUGGGAGAUGCUCUUCUACGCCAGGGACGAUUUUCACCAUUCGCCAGAGGGUAGAAUUGGAGCUCUUUGGUGGCGAAUGCACCGCUGCCUGCGCAUCAUCUUUUCUCUCAAGUUCCACCUCGGAGAGAUGACGGCGCAGGAAGCAGUGGACCUCUUGGUUGAUAGGAUCGCCCAUGAGAGGAGCAACGCCGAAGGUGAGGUGAGACGGUCGGUCGAGGGAAGCUACUCGCCGCUCUACCAGGCUGGGUACAUGCUGGGCGCUCUCCAGCUGUGGAAGCUGAGGGAGAUGGUGGUGGACACGAAGGAGAUCUCGGAGAAGGAGUAUCACGACGCAAUCUUGAAGACGGGGAUGCUACCUAUCGAGAUGGUCAAGGCCUUGAUCACUGGCGAUGAACUGUCACGGGACUUCAAGACAGAGUGGAAGUUCUAUGACUUUGAUUGA
Molecule: messenger RNA, 1641 nt
Organism: Fusarium vanettenii 77-13-4
Lineage: Eukaryota; Fungi; Ascomycota; Sordariomycetes; Hypocreales; Nectriaceae
Exons: 1
Coding region: 1-1641 (546 amino acids)
Source: RefSeq, a predicted model, not a curated record